GGAAACCAAAGCUUUCCUCGUUUUCGCUCUCAAAUUUCACAAACCCUAGUAAUCUUUCUUUCUUUCUUUUUUUCCCACUCAAACUGUGCAAGAGUUAGUUUUAAUGGCGGAAAACGGCGAGGAGAAGCUGCUGGCGGUUGCGCGCCACAUCGCCAAGACGCUCGGUCACAACGACAACAUGGCCGACGAUAUUCUGCAGAUUUUCUCCAAUUUCGACGGGAGGUUUUCUCGCGAGAAAAUGGCCGACGACGAUCGGAGAAACUCCGCGGCUCUUGAGUUGACUCUCAAGUCGCUGGAGCGGCAGAUCUCGCAGUACGUCGCCGCCGACCAGCCUAUCUGGUCCGACUCCGCCGAUUCCGCGGCCUUUCUGGACGCCGUCGACGACUUGAUAACGACUAUAAGGGACUGGACUCCGAUGGCCGGGGACAAGUCCGUUGGCGCGUGUCUUGUACGUGCCGAGGAUUUGAUGCAGCAGACGAUGUUCCGGUUGGAGGACGAGUUCAGGACCUUGGUGGAGCGCGGCGGCGAGUCGCUCGAGCUCAACCGCGCGUUCCGGAGCGAGUCGAAUGGGAACUCGUCGUUUGACGAUGAAGACGACGAAGACGAGGAGGGAGUGAUCGGCGACGGCGAGGAGCACCAGAUCCCGACGGCGCAGCCGAUCACGGACUACGACAUCGUCAUCGACGCGCUGCCGUCCGGAACCAUCAACGAUCUUCACGAGAUCGCGAAGCGGAUGGUGGCCGCCGGCUUCGGGAAAGAGUGCUCGCACGUGUACAGCAGCUGCCGGCGGGAGUUUCUGGAGGAGAGUCUUUCGCGGCUAGGGUUACAGAAGCUGAGCAUAGAUGAGGUGCAGAAAAUGCCGUGGCAAGAUCUCGAGGACGAAAUCGAACGGUGGAUCAAAGCCGCUAACGUCUCGCUUCGGAUUCUGUUCCCCAGCGAGCGAAGACUCGUUGACCGCGUCUUCUACGGCCUCUCCUCCGCCGCGGACCUCUCGUUCAUGGAGGUCUGCCGAGGAUCGACGAUCCAGAUACUCAAUUUUACCGACGCCGUCGCGAUCGGGAGCCGAUCGCCGGAGAGACUGUUCAAGGUGUUGGAUGUGUUUGAGACUAUGCGAGACUUGAUGCCGGAAUUCGACGCCGUGUUCUCGAAUCAGUACUGUUUGUUUCUCAGGAACGAAGCUGUUACGAUCUGGAAAAGGUUAGGUGAAGCAAUUAGAGGAAUUUUCAUGGAAUUAGAGAAUCUUAUCAGCCGUGACCCGGCCAAGACUCCGGUUCCGGGCGGUGGGCUUCACCCGAUUACCCGUUACGUGAUGAAUUAUCUCCGAGCGGCGUGUCGUUCGCGGCAGACGCUGGAGCAAGUGUUUGAGGACAAUGCUGGAGUUCCUCAUCAGUCCAAGGUGGAUGAUAGGGCUUCUUCUUCGUCCAUGUCGGUUCAGAUGGCUUGGAUUAUGGAGCUGCUGGAAAGCAAUUUGGAGGCCAAGUCGAAGAUUUACAGGGACUCGGCUUUGUGCUCUGUGUUUAUGAUGAACAAUGGGAGGUACAUUGUUCAGAAAGUUAAAGACAGUGAGCUGGGAUCGCUAUUGGGAGACGAUUGGAUCCGGAAACACUCAGCCAAAGUUAGACAGUACCAUGUGAACUACCAGAGAAGUGCGUGGAACAAGGUCGUGGGAGUGUUGAAGCUCGAUAGUGGCUCACUGGCGCCCAAUGCUGCAGUCAAGUCCAUGAAAGAGAAACUCAAGUUGUUCAACAUCUACUUCGACGAAAUCUGUAAAAACCAAACCAAUUGGGUCAUUUUUGACGAGCUGCUCAGAGACGAUUUGAGGAUUUCCCUCAUCAAAAUCGUGUUGCCUGCAUACCAAAGCUUUGUGGGAAGGUUUCAGAAUGUUCCUGAAAUUGGGAGGCAUGACAAGUAUAUCAAGUAUGACGCCGAGGACAUUGAGGCUCGGAUUAAUGGCUUGUUUCAAGGGAGUCGUGGAUCUGGUGGUGGCCGGAAGUGAAGAAGGUAAAGCUGCUUGCUAGUGAUGAACCUUUGUAUGUACUUAAAAGUUUUGUAUGAAUUCAAUGGUCCAAAAUGACUUUGGCCUUGUAUUAUUAGAUAUUUGUUUCAGUUUAUUCUAGUUUGCCUCUC
Messenger RNA from Fragaria vesca subsp. vesca, 2127 nucleotides. Its product is annotated as exocyst complex component 7-like. Gene Ontology annotation, molecular function: phosphatidylinositol-4,5-bisphosphate binding. The record is from RefSeq and is a predicted model, not a curated record. Gene Ontology annotation, biological process: exocytosis. Gene Ontology annotation, cellular component: exocyst. The transcript has a single exon. The coding region runs from base 104 to 1996 and encodes 630 amino acids. NCBI's taxonomy places the organism in Eukaryota, Viridiplantae, Streptophyta, Magnoliopsida, Rosales, Rosaceae.